Molecule: messenger RNA, 1503 nt
Organism: Medicago truncatula (barrel medic)
Lineage: Eukaryota; Viridiplantae; Streptophyta; Magnoliopsida; Fabales; Fabaceae
Exons: 3
Coding region: 257-865 (202 amino acids)
Source: RefSeq, a predicted model, not a curated record
GCCAGAUGUGUGUUUGAUAGAUCUAUUGAUUUCGCGCUAUAGUCUUCAUCCUCCCUCCUUCCCUCAUCAGAAAAUUAGGGUUUUCCAAAUUUCAAUUUCCUCGAAACUCCCACUGCAACCAUAAUACGACCACCAAUUAUUGCGUUUUCAUAUCCAACAUUUGUCUAUAUCCAUCGAUACAAACCAAUAUCCAAAUUCUUCCAUAUUCUGGCUUCUCGCGAAAUCGAAUAGACUUCGACGGUGACUGCUAUUGCUUAUGGCUUCUUCUUCGGUGAUCACUCCCGAAGAUGUGUUAGAGUCGCUGAUGAACGACGGAACAAUUGAUGCUCUUAGGUUGAAGAUCAUCAAUCAGCUCAAAGCCAAUGAGGAACUCAAGAGUACUACUAUAAAGAUGGCUGAACAGAGUAAGGUUCUGAACACCCCUGGUGCUGAGAAACAGACCAAAAGAGAGCUAUUUGAUGCGCUUCGCCAAGAGCUUGAAGCUUCUGUUCUUGAGAAAGCAUCAAAAUCAGUUUGGGAUUUAAUUUUAGACAACAAUGGCCUGGGAAAGGAGAUAAGUGAGACUGUUGAAAGAGUGUUUUGCCGAUUGAGUGGCCAGGAACCUCCUUUAUUUCCACUUCUAAAUGGAGAACCACAACCCGAUAAGGAGGCUGACAGCAGAAAAGAAAAAGGUAAAGGAAAGCUGAAAGAAAAUGAAAAUACAAGUUUGAUCACUCCAUCAAAGAAGAGAAGCUUCAGUGAAACAAAUUUGGACGGUGCAGAUGAAACUGCCACCAGGUCUUCUGAUCCCGCCACCAGGUCCUCUGAUCCUGCAGCAAUAUCAGAAGGUUCUGGCAAAUCACCUUUAUCGAUUUCAAAGACUUGACCAGGGAGUUCAACAAGUUUCUGUAAGGGAAGUGAUCACAUCUGGUAAAUAUACUGUAGAACUUGUAGGACUUCACUAGAGUUCAGAAGAAUCGUUCCAGCCAUCAAAGCUGUGUAUUAUGCCUCAGACACCUUGUAUGCCUUUCAUAUAAUUGAAGAGUUUGAAUGAUGAAACUUUACCAAAGUGUCGAUCCCCCAAUUUUUCAUUGUUGAAUUUGCGAAGGCUAGGAGGUGUGAGGAUUAUGAACUUAAUGUCAUGGUUCAUGCUAGGGGAAAUAUUAGCAACACUUUUUUGAACAUAAUUAUUGUUUGGGCAAAAUCUAGAGUGUAGGUGGUGCACAAUAGAUUGCAAAAAAGUUACAAUUUUAUUUUAAUCUUUAAAUUUUCUCUUAUUUCUCGUAUUCCUUAAAACUGAUGUCUCUUUAAUUGCAUUGAUGACAAUCUUUGGUUUGCUUCAUGGUAAAUAUGCUUCCGGGUGAAUAGAAAAAUCUGCACAUCUACUUGAUGAGUAGGAAAGAUGUGAACUAAAAAACAUCCAUCCUUGAUUAGCUGGAUAGCGACUAGAGUUGAAUUCUACUACAACUUAUUCUAAAACCUCUUUGCCAUGCUAUCUGAAGACCAAGCAUAGAGGUAAGCUUU